This is a messenger RNA of Chondrus crispus (carragheen), 1385 nucleotides long. RefSeq lists its product as hypothetical. The transcript is spliced from 2 exons. The record is from RefSeq and is a predicted model, not a curated record. Lineage: Eukaryota; Rhodophyta; Florideophyceae; Gigartinales; Gigartinaceae. The coding region runs from base 1 to 1323 and encodes 440 amino acids.
AUGGGACCCCUACCGCCCUCUCGUACAUCCAAAAGGCGUUCCGGUUCCACUGACAGAACAAGAGCCCAGAAUCUGAAAAAAGGACCACUCAAACCAGCAAUUGCGUUGAAAUCUCAUCGGCGGGGUGGCUUAGGAACGAGGGCAACAUUGGUCCGCGAGCAGUCGAAAAAGCUGUUAACAGCAAAGCAGACUGAGAAAUUAGACGAGGAGGACAAUCAAGCGCUACUUGCGCGAAACAAUUCAACAGAGAAUGACCAACGGGGAGAAGUAGAUGGCACUGCGGCGGCUGAACCACGGCCGUCUGCACAACUGCCAUGGUGGCGCUCAGUGGGUUCUAGGUUAUCACGCCCGAUGCGGCGUAGCAAAGACACCGACGUUCUUCGUGGCUACAUCCUCACGUUAAUACGGUCCUGCCUCCGGCCAUCGUGGAAUGCGGAGAAGCUCCGCGAAAGUUAUGAAUUAAAUCCUUCUUCGAUUCGAGGCAGUGCCUUCCUGGCUGUCAGCUCAAGCCUUUUAAUUAUGCACAGAGCUAGACACAUGGGACAGUGCCGUACGAUGUGGCACACACAACUGCUGCAAGAGCUACUUCAACGGCGUGAGCUAGAGUGGACCGCCAUUGAAACGGAUCCUUGCUUUCAGCACUUUCUUGGUUGCGAGGCAUGCCUAGCACAUCGUCCGGCGACGAGAUGCCUAAGGUUGAAGGGUGUGAAAUAUGAUUCGAGUGAUUUCUGGCCCAUGAGCUGCAGGCUUGAUAUCCUUGCAUCCACUGAAGCCGAUGGGGCAUUGACUUUGGCGGUAGAGCUCGCGCCGGGCUCUAGGCCAGGCCAACCCACGAUUGGUGAUGAAGGAGAAGUCGAGUUCUGGGUCGACGAGCAGUGUCUGCGGAAAUGCCUUGUAUUUCAUGAACUUGUCCACUCGACCUCCAUUCUAACUGAAGAGGUUAUGUGUCUGGUAGAAGAUGAGCUACAGGACGGAGUUGUAUCUGUUCGCAAGGCGCAGCAAUUGCCUGAGGAAGGGACCAGUUUGGUAGAUCUCGUGCAAUGCCAUUUAGUCGAUGUACUUUGUCGAAACAAGCAUUUCCUGGAAAAGCAAAUACAGCACUUUGCAGAUAUGACACAUAUCGGAGAAGCGUAUUUUUCUGCUGUAGAUGAGGGCAUUCCGGGAUCCCAUCAAGAGCCUAAGGAUGCAGAAACGAACAGUAGCGCAAGAGUCUACGACGCGCCAUUAUCUCUUCGUCAUGAACAGUACGCUGGGCGCAUGAAAACUCUUGAAUCAUUAACAGAAAUCAAAAAACCCUCGACUAGUUUCCCACCCAGGUCUUAACGAGUGUACAGGUUGGUCUACGGAAUGAUAUCGCAGGUUUGUAAACUAAAUUCACGAUUUCC